AUGAUCAAAUCAUCAGAGUUUGAUAAAGCAACCCCAUCCAAAAUUGCACAAUGUCAACUGCUAGCAUUUUUUCUUAUAUUCAACUUCAUCAAUAGUUUGUCUCACCCUUUAGACCUUCUCUCUCCAAAUGAAAUCAACAAAACAAGACACAUAAUUCAACAAUCAUACCUUGGUGAUAUUCCUAAUAUCACCUUUCAUUUUGUUGAUGUUGAAGAACCAAACAAAAACAAUGUUCUAAAGUGGUUAUCUUCAUCAACAAAAGAAAAACCAAACAUUCCUAGACAAGCUAAGGUAGUUGUUAGAGCCAAAGGUGAAACUCAUGAGCUUGUUGUUGACUUAACAAAAGGGUCAAUUGUCUCAGAUGAAAUCUUCAAAGGUCAUGGAUACCCUCCUUUUACAUUCAAUGAACUUUUCAGAGCUAGUAAGUUACCUCUUAAAUAUUCAAAAUUCAAAGAGUCAAUUACCAAAAGAGGCUUGAAUUUGUCUGAAGUUUCAUGUGUACCAUUCACAAUUGGUUGGUAUGGUGAAGAAAUCACAAGGAGAGCUCUUAAAGUUUCAUGCUUUUAUAGAGAUGAAUCUGUUAAUAUUUGGGCUAGGCCUAUUGAAGGAAUCAUUUUGCUAGUUGAUGUUGAUUCAAUGAAGAUUGUUUUGUACAAUGACAGAUACAGAGUACCUAUGCCGAAAGCCGAAGGUACAAAUUUUCAAUCUACAAGCAAAAAUAGGCCUAAUAUAUUUGCUACAUGUAACAUAUCAUCAAAUGUUGGAUUUACCAUAAAAGACCAUGAAGUGAAAUGGGGUAAUUGGGUUUUUCAUGUUGGGUUUAAUGCUAGAGCUGGAAUGAUUAUAUCAACUGCUUCUAUAUUUGAUGAUAAAAAACAAAAGUUUAGGAGAGUGAUGUAUAGGGGACAUGUGUCUGAGACAUUUGUCCCUUAUAUGGAUCCUACAUUGGAAUGGUAUUUUAGGACUUUUAUGGAUGUUGGUGAAUUUGGGUUUGGUCGGGCAGCUGAUAGCUUGCAGCCCAAGGUUGAUUGUCCUGAAAAUGCAGUGUUUAUGGAUGGUUUUAUGGCGGGGCCUAAUGGAGAAGUGCAACAGGUACCAAGGGCUAUCUGCAUUUUUGAAAGAUAUUCCGGUAAUGUUGCUUGGAGACACAUGGAAAUCAAUAAUCCAACAAAAUUGAUAAGAGAUGGAGAGGUUGAUAUAAGUUUGGUGGUGAGAAUGAUUGCUACUGUUGGUAACUAUGAUUAUGUUCUUGAUUGGGAAUUCCUUAAAAGUGGCAGCAUAAAAGUUGGGGUGGCUCUAACAGGUGUAUUAGAAAUGAAAGCAGUAUCAUACACACACAAAAGUCAAAUAAAAGAAAGCGUCUUUGGAACCUUAGUGGCAAAAAACACCAUAGCCAAUUAUCAUGAUCACCUCAUAACAUAUUACCUUGACCUUGACAUUGAUGAUAAUGCAAACUCUUUCAUCAAUGCAAAGUUACAAAAAGUCAAAGCAAAUGAGUCUGGAACACCAAGGAAGAGUUAUUGGACAGUUAUUAAAGAACCAGCUAAAAGAGAAGUCGAGGCAAGAAUUCGCCUCGGCUCCGAGCCGGCUGAGCUGUUAAUAAUCAACCCUAAUAAAAUGACAAAGCUGGGAAAUGAAGUGGGUUACCGGCUGAUCAGUGGCCAGCCGGUUAGUUCUCUGUUGAGUGAUGAUGAUUUUCCAGAAAGAAGAGCUUCUUAUACAAAGUAUCAAGUGUGGGUAACUGCUUAUAAUAGGUCAGAAAGAUGGGCUGGAGGGUUCUAUGCUGAUAGGAGCCGUGGAGAUGAUGGGUUAGCCGUUUGGAGCCGAAAGAAUAGAGAGAUUGAGAAUAGAGAUAUAGUGGUAUGGCAUACAAUAGGGAUACAUCAUGUUCCUUAUCAAGAAGAUUUUCCAGUAAUGCCAAGUGUUCAUGGUGGUUUUGAACUCAGACCAGCUAACUUUUUCGAAAGUAAUCCAUUGGUUUGA
This is a messenger RNA of Vicia faba (fava bean), 1983 nucleotides long. The record is from the annotation of a GenBank genome assembly. NCBI's taxonomy places the organism in Eukaryota, Viridiplantae, Streptophyta, Magnoliopsida, Fabales, Fabaceae.